UAUUCUAAUUUUGAAUAGCCACGUUUAGAAGAAGAAGAAUGUAAAAAAGUUUUUUCAAUUGCGAUAUUAUACGAAAUAGAUCAUUUAUUAAAGAUUAUUCUUUGACAAAUGCUUAAAAGUAGUGUGGAGAUGAGGAGCCCUGUACUGGUGCGGCUUCUGUUAUUCUUGGCUGCGGUUUCUCUGGCGGAAUGUUUUUACGUGCCGGGCGUUGCGCCCGUAGAGUUUUCGAUGGGUCAAAAAAUCGAUGUAAAAGCAGUAAAAAUGACGAGCAGUCGCACCCAAUUGCCUUACCAAUAUUAUUCACUUCAGUUUUGUUUGCCAAAGAACGGAACCUUAAUUUAUAAAUCUGAAAAUUUGGGUGAAGUUCUACGUGGGGACCGAAUAGUAAAUACGCCUUAUGAAGUGCGUAUGGCUGAAAAUAUUAACUGCAAACUGCUAUGCAAUAAAAAGGAUCAGCCCAUGAAUUGGGACAAAUAUCAAUCUGCAAUAGUUGCUGAGCGGAUAGAACACGAAUAUUUCGUCCAUUUACUCGUAGAUAAUUUACCGGUUGCUACUAGAAUCGUAAGUCCUAAUAAUCCCAAUGAAAUAACAUAUGAACACGGGUACCGGUUAGGACAAGUUGAUGGAGACAUUUAUAUAAACAAUCACCUGAAGUUUAUUCUCUCAUACCAUAUGCACGCGAAAAACAAAUACCGUGUAGUUGGUUUCGAAGUAGAAACAGCUUCAGUCAACUAUAAAGAAAUGAAAUUUGAGGGAGAUUCUUGCAAUUUUCCAGAUAAUGCGAGACCACAAUUGGUAAAUCCGAACUCAAACACGCAACUAUAUUUUACCUAUUCCGUCGAAUGGAAGGAGUCGAAAGUAAGCUGGGCAUCCCGAUGGGAUAUCUAUCUUGGUAUGAGGGACGUGCAAAUUCAUUGGUUUAGUAUUAUCAACUCUCUUGUAGUCGUAUUUUUCCUUUCGGGUAUAUUAACCAUGAUCAUGAUUAGAACGCUACGUCGAGAUAUCGCCCGAUACAACACCGAUGACAACAUAGAGGACACGUUGGAGGAAACAGGAUGGAAGUUGGUACACGGUGAUGUUUUUCGUCCUCCAAAAAACACGCGAUUAUUUUCAGCCGUUAUUGGUAGCGGAAUACAGAUAUUUUUUAUGGCAUUAAUAACAAUAUUCUUUGCUAUGCUUGGCAUGUUGUCACCGUCUUCACGAGGGGCUUUAAUGACUUCAGGCAUUUUUAUGUACGUUUUCAUGGGAACGAUUGCCGGUUAUUUUGCUGCCCGCCUUUAUAAAACUAUGAAAGGACGAGAAUGGAAACGUUCGGCAUUUUUAACAGCUACGUUAUAUCCCGGAAUUGUGUUUGGAACCGGCUUUAUAUUAAAUUUCUUUAUAUGGGACAAACACUCAAGUGGCGCUGUUCCAUUCACAACAAUGAUUUCUUUGCUGCUUUUGUGGUUUGGUAUAUCGGUUCCACUGGUUUAUUUAGGAUAUUACUUCGGCUAUCGCAAACAACCAUAUCAACAUCCGGUUCGCACCAAUAUGAUACCAAGACAAGUGCCGACACAGCACUGGUACAUGAAUGUUGCGCUUAGUACUUUAAUGGCUGGAAUUUUGCCUUUCGGAGCCGUGUUUAUAGAGCUAUUUUUUGUCUUCACGGCUAUAUGGCAGAAUCAGUUCUAUUACCUAUUCGGCUUUCUAUUUCUUGUAUUUUGUAUUUUAGUCGUCAGCUGUGGUCAAAUAUCAAUCGUAAUGACAUAUUUUCAACUGUGCGGCGAGGACUAUCGAUGGUGGUGGCGCAGCUUUAUUGUUUCAGGAGGUUCAGCCGUAUAUGUUCUUUUUUAUAGCAUAUUCUACUUUUUUACAAAAUUGGAAAUCACCGAAUUUAUUCCAACUCUUUUAUACUUAAGUUACACAGGCAUUAUGGUAUUAACAUUUUGGCUAUUAACGGGAACAAUUGGUUUUUUCUCCGCCUAUAGUUUUAUUCGAAAAAUAUACGGAGCCGUCAAAAUAGAUUGAUUUUUGUCUGAUUUCCUGAUAUAAAUUUCCAUGAAACCUCGAAACAACACAUUUGAUCACAUAAUUUUGCGUUUUUCUGCGAUUUAUAGGACUAGGAAUCUAUUUAAAUGCUGUAAAUUUGAGGUUCUAACAUUAAUUUAUGACUAUUUGUAUGUAUCUCAUUCUAGUUGACUAUUAUUACACUAGGAGACUCUGUACAUCUUUCUUAGAAUUAUUUAACUAGACAGCAAUUGAAAAGAAUUUGCUGGAGUUUAUUUAAUUACAAAUGUUUAUUUUCGUAAAGUUUAUGUAUUAUAUAACUAUUAAGUCAAUGCUUAUUUUAUUAAUAUAUAAUAUAUGAACACAUAUGCUCAAUUAAAA
This is a messenger RNA of Anastrepha obliqua, 2367 nucleotides long. It is a transcript of the gene TM9SF4, whose product is annotated as transmembrane 9 superfamily member 4. Lineage: Eukaryota; Metazoa; Arthropoda; Insecta; Diptera; Tephritidae. The record is from RefSeq and is a predicted model, not a curated record. The coding region runs from base 109 to 2007 and encodes 632 amino acids. Gene Ontology annotation, biological process: protein localization to membrane. Gene Ontology annotation, cellular component: membrane. The transcript has 11 exons.